GAGCAGCAGCUGCGAGGACAGGACACAAAGCGGCAGAGGAGGGGAGGCAUCGGAGUCAAUCGCCAGACGGGGCUGUCCGGAACAUCGCGAGAAAGCAGAGCAGUUGGUGGUCCGAGUGACGACAAUGAUGGGAAUGUGGCCAGCGCGGGGAUCUUGAGAGUCCCAACGGCAGCGGCAGUUGAGCCCGCCGUCGAGUGCCGAGAGCCGUUCCUGCGGGCGGCCGCACCACACCCUAUCACGACUCACCCUCGCACACCAUUCGAUCACUGUCCACUGCAUCACACCUCGAGAUCGUAAUACACAACUCCACUUUCUCACUAAGUCUCUCUACACUUGACCCAUUCCAUUACUGUCUCACAUUGGUCGCUCGCUCCUCAUUCCAUGAUGGAGCCAUCGCCGUCGAACCCGACCCACACACAGUCGCACCGCCGGCGUCCCUCCCUCCAGCUCCCUCCCGCCGCCUCUCCGCGCUCCCUCCCCCUCCCCUCCCCGCGUGCCAUUCCCAACUCCUCACCCCGCCCGAUACCCAUCACUUCGCCGCGUGCUGUCCCCCUCCCCGUACCCCAGCGCCAUGGCAGCAUCGUCGGCUCGUAUGGCUCCAUGACAGACUUCACGGCGAUGUCGCCCCGCCAGCGCCGCCGGGGGAGCAUGAGCGGCAGCUUCAGCGGCUCCGCAUCGCUUGGCAACUCGUUUGUCCUCGGUCCCGCUGUGACAGACGAAUUUGACAGCUGGCUAGAUGUGACGGCCGAGGAUGUGCUCAAGGCUGUUGAGACGGAGACACCACGGGUAACUGGUGACACUGGUCUCGAGAAGGCCACGGAGAUCCUCAUCAAAAGCGGUGCGAGUUGCCUACUUGUUGAGACGGGCGGAGGGUUCGGCCUCUUUGACUUCUCGGAUCUCAACACUGUUCUUCUGCUGGUCUUGCUCUCCGCAUCGCAGGAUGCGACCGAGGAAAUCUUUGACGAUCGUUCCCGCGAGCUCAUCAACUACUUCAAGCGCGGCAUUCGCUUCGGUGUCGGCGCCGUCUGUGACAUCUCGCAGAAGAAUCCCUGCCACCCGUUCCCACCCAGCACACCUCUGCGCCGCCUGUUGCCACUCUUCGCAUCGGGCAUUCACCGUGUCGUCAUCAGCGGCGACACGCCGCACAUCCUCUCGGCGACCGCACUUCUCGCGCACCUCACGCGCAAGCCCCCUCCCAUCUUCCGCAUGCCGCUCUCCGAGGUCGACCUCCCCCUGCACCAGCUCGUCUCACUGCCUCAGACAGCAACUGUGCUGGACGCGAUGCAGGUCAUGAGCCUGAAUGGUCUCAGCGCGCUCGGUGUGACUACCGGCGACCCAGACCGCGAGGGCGAGCUCUCAUCCCUCAUCGGCGUCGUCACGACCACCGAUUGCGCCAAGGUCGUAGUCCCCAGUGAGGGCAAGCAAGCGCUCGAGAUGAGUCUGGCAGACAUGUGCAAGGGCGUCCUGUCCGAAUACCCCGGUAGCGACCUCGGGGAGGAGCGCGUCCCUGUGCACACCAUCACACCAGCGACGACGGUGCUGCAUGCCGCGAGCCUCAUCCUCGCGACGCGAAACGAGCGCGUCUUCAUGCGCACGCUUCCCGCUGCGUCCCCGCCUCUGUCCCCCGUCUCAUCGCUGGACAAGUUCACGCCCCCGGCCUCGCCAGCCCUCGAGGGUGUGAACGUCGGCCUGCCCGCGCCGCCACCGACCGUCCUCUCGUCGCAGUACGUCAUCUCAAUCCUGGAUAUCCUGGCAUGCCUUGCACGUUCGUGCCAUGGCAAACUCUCGCCCUUUGAGCCCACCGCUGGCUCCGAGUCGUGGGACAUGCUGCCUGACAGCGUCAGCCGGCGGCGCCGACGUGCUAGUAGCUCUAUCUCGGGCUUUGCGACGUGGCGCUGGGCUGGUGAACUCCCGCCGUUUUAAUCUACUCGUCAACACUUCCCCCUCUCCCCCUCCCCCACUCCCCCACUCCACUUCUAUUCCCUCGUGUCCCGCUCUAGCUCUCAUCCAUCCCAUCAUCCGGGCCACUGUUGCAAUCAUCGAAACACAACAUCAUGCAGUCAUAAAGUUACGUCGACAGUGUAGUAUGCAAAAGAUAACUGUUACGGGGUGGUAGCUAGCUGUGGGAUACAAGGGCGGGGGGUACCGCUGGUAUUGUUCGGGACGCAGUUCAAGCUCAAGGAGUGUGAGGUUACAAGAAGUAGUGAAUCGCUCCGGCUACGGCAGCGACUGUCAUCAUCCCGCCCGCGCCAAAAGUGGCGAUCCAGUCGU
This is a messenger RNA of Cutaneotrichosporon oleaginosum, 2271 nucleotides long. RefSeq lists its product as uncharacterized. Gene Ontology annotation, molecular function: protein serine/threonine phosphatase inhibitor activity. Gene Ontology annotation, biological process: cellular response to glucose starvation. NCBI's taxonomy places the organism in Eukaryota, Fungi, Basidiomycota, Tremellomycetes, Trichosporonales, Trichosporonaceae. The record is from RefSeq and is a predicted model, not a curated record.